This is a messenger RNA of Pieris macdunnoughi, 1842 nucleotides long. The record is from the annotation of a GenBank genome assembly. NCBI's taxonomy places the organism in Eukaryota, Metazoa, Arthropoda, Insecta, Lepidoptera, Pieridae.
AUGUUUUCUUUUAGAAACGUAUUUUCCGUUAUGUCAAUCAGACAAAAUAAAAUUCGUCUGGAUGUGAAACAAUGUCGUAACUACGAUGUACUCAGUGUAUCGCAGAAUUUAAUAAGAGGUUUGGAUCACUUGCGGGACCCCAGGCUGAAUAAGUGUCUUGCAUUUACAUUAGAAGAAAGACAGGCGCUUGGCAUUCAAGGUUUAUUAGCUCCGCUUUAUAAAACGCAAGAGGAACAAUUGAACGUCUGUCGGGUAUCGUUAGACCAAUACAAAAACGAUUUAAACAAGUAUUUGUACUUAGCUGAAUUGCUGGAUACAAAUGAGAAGUUAUUCUUUAGUUUGAUUUCACAAAACAUUGAAACGUUUUUGCCUAUUGUUUACACGCCAACAGUGGGGCUAGCAUGUCAAAAGUUCGGUCUUGUUUACAAGCGACCGCGUGGGUUAUUCAUUACAAUUAAUGACCGAGGACAGAUAUCAAGAGUCAUACGUAAUUGGCCAGAACAAGAUGUAAGAGCGAUAGUAUUUACUGACGGCGAAAGAAUUCUUGGUCUUGGAGACUUAGGGGCUUAUGGCAUGGGCAUUCCUGUUGGCAAGUUGGCAUUGUAUACGGCAUUGGCAGGUAUCAAGCCUCAUCAGUGUCUGCCUGUAACAUUGGAUGUGGGCACGGAUAAUGCGACCCUUCUGGAAGACCCACUUUACAUUGGAUUACGUCAAAAACGGGUACGAGGAAAAGAUUACGAUGAUUUUGUACAAGAAUUUAUGGAGGCUUGCGUUAAGAGAUUUGGUGCGAAUAUUCUUCUGCAGUUUGAAGAUUUUGCAUUAGGGAAUGCAACACGUCUGCUACAGAAAUACAGAAACGAUUUCUGUACUUUCAACGAUGAUAUUCAGGGCACCGCAAGCGUAGCAGUUGCUGGAUUAUUGGCCACCGUCAGAAUAACUAAGAAAAAGCUUACGGAAAACACAUAUAUGUUCUUGGGAGCUGGGUCUGCCGCUACGGGUAUAGCAAACCUGACAUGCGAGGCGAUGGUCGAAGACGGAAUGCAGUUAAAGGAUGCUCAAAAGCGUAUCUAUCUCUUCGAUAUAAACGGCCUCGUGAGUUCGAAAAGAGAGAGCGGUUUGCCCGAACACUGCAAACAUUUUGCCAAAGACGUGGAACCUGAAAAGAACUUCGAAGCCUGCGUGGCGAAAUACAAACCUACCUGUCUUAUUGGUUGUUCUACAGUAAAAGGGGCAUUCAAUGAGAAGAUACUGAAGUUAAUGGCGAAAAAUACGGAACGGCCGGUUAUUUUCGCUCUCUCGAAUCCCACCAGUAGAGCGGAGUGUUCCGCUCAGGAGGCAUAUGACCAUACUGAUGGUAAAUGUAUAUUCGCAUCUGGUUCCCCGUUCCCCCCAGUGAAGUUCAAGGAUAAACAAUAUUAUACGGGACAAGGGAAUAAUUCGUACAUAUUUCCCGGCCUGGCGUUGGGAGUGAUUGCAGUACGCGCUCGUAUCAUACCGGAAAGCAUGUUUUUGAGGGCAGCCAGGAGCUUAGCGAACUUCGUCAGUGAAGAAGAUCUUAAUCUAGGUAGAAUAUAUCCUCCUCUUUCCGAUAUUAAAAAAAUCUCAUACGUUAUGGCCGCAGAUCUGGCAGCACUGGCAUACGAAAAAGGUAUCGCAACAGUACAUCCCCCUCCGAAGGACUUCAAGAAAUUCCUCGAUGAACACAUAUACAAUCUGUCGUAUCACAGUUGUCUACCCAACUUCUUUAAAUACCCAAAGCCACCAGAUAUCAAAGUGAAGUCCGUUGAAGAAGUUCACGGUGUACCUAAAGUAUGUGUAAUAGAAGUCUCUCACUUACGAUAG